Messenger RNA from Lodderomyces orthopsilosis Co 90-125, 234 nucleotides. RefSeq lists its product as uncharacterized. The record is from RefSeq and is a predicted model, not a curated record. Gene Ontology annotation, molecular function: nucleic acid binding. Lineage: Eukaryota; Fungi; Ascomycota; Pichiomycetes; Serinales; Debaryomycetaceae. The transcript has a single exon. The annotation marks the transcript as partial.
CCGAGUGGGAUGGAACUAGUAUUUUUGCCAGCUUAUUCGCCGAUACUAAAUGCAAUUGAAGAGUUCUGGUCAGUGUGUGUGGCCAAGGUUAAGCGGUCAAAUUUAACUAGAAAAGAACAGUUGACACCAAGAGUAAAAGAAACGACAGUAAAGGUAGCCUUAAAAAGUUACCAUGGCUUCUGUAGACAUGCUAAUAACCUUAUAAAACACUGUUUAGAACUGACAUCUUUCUAG